Messenger RNA from Prorocentrum cordatum, 578 nucleotides. Lineage: Eukaryota; Dinophyceae; Prorocentrales; Prorocentraceae. The record is from the annotation of a GenBank genome assembly.
CAGGACAUCAGCGAGAAAACCUUCCUGCUGAUCGUGGCCCUGGGCUGGCGUUUCCUGAGGAACACGCUCACGAUGCAGGAGACGCGCUUUAUUCGCACGGCCCUGGCGGUGGGGCUCGCUGCGUCCGUCAUGGAGGUGCUCCCGAAGGAGACGCGGCAGGGCCUCGCGGUCGGAGCCGAGCUGCCCGAGGGCAUCCUCACACUGGGCUUUUUCAUGUGCAAGACUCUCACGAUGGUGGCCAUCAUGUUCAAUCAGAACCUCAUCGGCACCCGUCUCUUAGAGUCGCCCGUCACCCCUGUGGUGGUCCUCGAAUACCACAGACAUGAGACCUACAAGAACUUCUCGAGGCUGUGGAUGUCCCUGUGGCUGCGCGACAUAAUCAUAUUCGGGACGCGAAGUGGAUUACCGAGCCUGAGAACUUCUCGCCGCUGAACCAGGCCGUCAUAUGGGUCGUCUACGCCGGUCUUUACCUCAACUUCUUCUCCGCCGUCCGGCCCGGGAAGGCCAGUGGCAGCCUGCGCGACCUGGUGCACAGCAUGCAAGCUGGACCGCCCGCCCCUCCAGGGAGCCAACGGCCC